GCAGUCUUCAGCUUAUACCAACAUACAUCCAUGUUCGUUGACCUUCAAGGUUGUUGAAAUAGACUAUUGCUAUAUCCAAGGUCUAGUAUUGUACGAAAUAGUAUUAAAGACGCUGAUCGGACCUGCAAACAGAUAUAGUUCAACACAUAUUCAGCACUUUGCUCUUGCGUGACCACCCAUCUAGCACUAGAUGUUCGUACUUGAUGUUGGAAUCGGAUUGCGAUCGAGGCCCUCAUGAUGCUAUUCCGUCAUAUCAUGACAACAUUUAAGUGAAAUUUGGAUCAACAUAUCGCGGGAUCGUGCACAAUAUGUGAAGACAUCGUUCAUGGCGAGAGUCUCGGGUAGGUGGUUGUAAUGAUUCACGGAGAGAGAAAAGAAGCCUUGGCGUCAGUCGACUCUGCGAUGAUCUCAAAUAUAUAAAGGCAGUCGAUUUCCUUCAAGAUGUCUUCAUCUGCAACCCUACUACUAGGAGCAUCGCUCUUAACUUCAUCAGUAUCGGCCUUGUCAUUACCUCCCCUGAUUCCUUCCAUUCCUGGUGUUACAGAGGCCCUGAAUCAAAUUGCUCCACCUCUUCCUAUCCUCCAGGUUCCAACUCCAGCAUUAGAUAGCCCCCCAUGGGUGGGAAGCAGCAUUAAACCUAAGAAAAUAGGUUAUUUCUGGACCGCUGCAGGUGACAACCAGCAUAAAGAUUUCCUGGCAACCUACAGCCUUGAUGAUGAUACCUUUGGGACUCUCAUAUAUGUCACAGAUGUUCCCUCAAGUGGCAAUAGUCCUCACCAUCUUGGACCAUCCCAUGAUGGGAAGACCCUCAUUGGUGGUGGACUGCUCUCACUUUUGAAGACGCAAGACACGGCAUUUUACUUUGACGUGUCUGACCCGUAUCAGCCAACCUUCAAGAAGAGUAACCGUGGCAUUCUCUCGUCUAUCGUAGACGAGAUUCGCGCAAAACCUGAUGGAGGUUUCUUCAUUACAUACAUGGGCUCUGCUUUGGGCACCUCCCCUGGUCGCCUUGUUGAAACCGAUGCCGAUUUUAACAUCAUUCACGAGUGGCCGGAAAGUGUAGAAGGCACUCUAAACAUUCUAGGGGAACAGUUUUCCCCUCACGGUCUGUCCGUCGACUUCGACAGGAACGUCAUUUUGACUUCUGAUUUCAUUGUACCCCUAAGCAUCCUAAAACCGAGCUUGGGCAUUCAGAGGGCCAACACGCUAAGACUGUGGGAUCUUCCUACCCGCGAAAUCAUCAGCACAAUUGAAAUUCCUAAUGGCGGCGGCAUCCAGGACGUCAAGUUCAUCCCUGGUAACUCCGAAGGGGCUGCGCUUGCAACCGCAGUCCACUUGGGCCAAGUCUGGAUCAUCUAUCCCCACCGCAAGGAUAGCAACGGCAAGCAAGGCGUAGCUAAGCUUCUUUUUGACUUGGGUCCCAAGGCUCGCGAUACCACUGCCAUCUACUCUGAUAUCUCAUCUGAUGGAAAAUUCGCCUACUUCACACUUACAACAGCAGACCACAUCGCAGCCCUCGACAUCUCCGACCUGGACAACGUCAAGCGCCUAGACAACCCUGACGAGGACCAGCCCACUAUCGGCCCUCAUUACAUCAAGAUCACGCCUGACCAGAAGCACAUUAUAGUAACCGAUUACUUCGUGCAGACGGGCGACAUUGGGCUCAUCAACACCCCCGCCGACUUCAAGGCCCUGUACAUCGAUAUUCUCGACGACGGGUCGCUGAGCUUCAACCGCACCAUCGACUUCCAGCGCGAGUUCGCUAAUCGUGGUGGGGCUAAACCUCACUCCUCCGUCGUAUACGAUCUUACGGACCCUGAGAACCCUAUUUACUAUAAGUACUAAGUAAUGUUUCAAGCUAAUUAUUCAC
Annulohypoxylon maeteangense is the source of this 1870-nucleotide messenger RNA. RefSeq lists its product as uncharacterized. Lineage: Eukaryota; Fungi; Ascomycota; Sordariomycetes; Xylariales; Hypoxylaceae. Gene Ontology annotation, molecular function: protein binding. The coding region runs from base 442 to 1845 and encodes 467 amino acids. The record is from RefSeq and is a predicted model, not a curated record. The transcript has 10 exons.